This is a messenger RNA of Pseudocercospora fijiensis CIRAD86, 1920 nucleotides long. RefSeq lists its product as uncharacterized. Bases 1 to 1920 code for a protein of 639 amino acids. Gene Ontology annotation, biological process: regulation of DNA-templated transcription; DNA-templated transcription. The record is from RefSeq and is a predicted model, not a curated record. Lineage: Eukaryota; Fungi; Ascomycota; Dothideomycetes; Mycosphaerellales; Mycosphaerellaceae. The transcript has 4 exons. Gene Ontology annotation, cellular component: nucleus. Gene Ontology annotation, molecular function: zinc ion binding; DNA-binding transcription factor activity, RNA polymerase II-specific; transcription cis-regulatory region binding.
AUGACGGAGCAUUCCUCGCCGCCAAACGAGAUCGCCUCGGAGGCAAAUGAGCAGCCGCAAGGGAACGACAAGAUCAACAAAGCUUGCGAGACUUGCCGAAGCAGUAAGCUGAGGUGCAUAGUGGAGGAAGACUCGCCAGACGGAAUCUGUAAACGAUGUCGAGAUACGAGUCGAUUGUGCGUCUUCAAGGCUCCGCGUGUCAGGCAAAGACGCAAACUCCAUGUCGAUGCUCGAGUGGCGGAGCUAGAGCGGCAACUGCGAGCGCUUCGAAUGCAGUUGCACCAGGCCCAGCACUCUGGUCCCACGAAUAUCUCGUCCUUGACACCACCUGAUGCUGGUGGUCUAAGGUUUGAAGCCCCAGUCACCCCGGCAUCUUGGCCACGGAAAAGCGCUACUGUGAACGAGGACCUCAUUCUUCAUGUUGAGGCAGUAGGCCACAGUCCUACCCGAGCAUCACCGAACCCAGAGCGGGUCGUGAGAAGUAUAGCUGCUAGCAGCGAUGAUGUUGUCGAAAGACACGUUUUAAGCUGGGAAGAAGCUGAUCGACUGGUGGAGGUCUAUUUCGACGGCUUGGCUAUUCACUAUCCCUUUGUUACUUUGCCGGCGUACAGAUCUACAGAAAAGCUUCGAACUGAACGACCUGUUACCUUCCUGGCGAUAUUGGCUGCAGCGAGUGUCACAGCAGGACAUGACUUGAAUACCGCAUUGAACCAUGAGUUGUUGGCUCUUCUGGCUCGGCGCAUCAUGCUAGACGGAGAACAUACGCUUGACCUGGUCCAGGCCAUUACUGUGGUCACCAUCUGGUAUGCGCCGCUUGACAAGUUUGAAAGUCUUCGCCAUUAUCAAUUUGCGCAUUUGGCAGCAACCAUCGCCAUGGACAUUGGCUUGGGUGACGAGAGCCAAGACAGUGGGGAGGAAGACAUUGACGAAGAAGGUUGGGAUCGAAGGAGAACGCUUCUGGGCAUAUAUCAUUUAUGCACCGGUAUUUCUGUUACAACAGGGAGACCAAAGAUGCUGAGGUUCACCCCGUACAAACAGAAGUGCAUUGACCUAUUCAAAGCUCGGAGAGACCUAUCGUACCAAGAUAGGUGGUUCAUCGCAUGGGUCGAACUUCAGAGGAUUUCGGAGGUUGGCGCUGACAUUUUCUUCACUAAGGCCAUGGAUCUCUCAGAUCCCAAGAAUCAGAUCCUCGUGAACGAUUUCUGCAAAAAGCUCGAUUUCUGGAGAGAUGAUCAUGGAUUGCACCUAAAUGACCACGACCUGGAAGACUUUCGGCCACCAUUUCGUGUUCGCCCGCUUGACGCUCCAGCACCUCCCUCCGCAAGACUGACUCCAUUCGUGACCCGUACAUUCAUGGCGCUGGUUGAGACCGUCCACUCCGCACUCGAGGCAUUUCUGCAGUUCGAUGCUGUGAACUUGUUGGCAGCACCAAUUGUCUCGUACUACUUCCAGGCCUUCCAUCAAAUGCUUCAAGGAGCGACCGACAGUGAGGCUCGAAGGACUCCUUCCAAAUUCUGGGCUAUCAUCCGACGCAUGGAACGCUGGUGGCUGCUUCAGGUCCAGCACGCCACCAAGGAAGCAGGCGACCUACGACCCUUCGCUAAAAUGCAGCCUUCAGCGGCUUGCCACUCGCAUUCUCUACCGAAGACCAAAGCCAGCUCCGACCUUCGUGAUUCGCCCAAAGACUCCGAAAGUGGACAAUCAGAGCGUCCACAAGAUGUUGUCACACCCGAACAACAAAUCCCUGGGCUCUCGGUGCACAGCGAGCUCGACCUUGAUCGUGGCAACACUCCGAUCUUGGAAGAAAACUGGGUCAUGGAUAUGGAUCAAGACCCAGCGUCUUUCCUAACGCCUGAAAUUGAUUGGGCACUUUUCGAUGGUCACGGCAUGCUCGACACAAGCGUGCUGGCUGAUACGUGA